CUUAUCGGUUACAUCACAUGGAGAUUGCACCCCUCGAAGUAUUAAUUGUUGAUGAGGCUGCUCAAGUGCGGGAGUGUGAAUUGGUGAUCCCAUUACGUCUGCAUUGGUUAAAACAUGUUGUUUUGGUAGGAGAUGACUGUCAGCUGAGUGCAAUGGUUAAAAGCAAAGUAUGCAAAGAAGCUGGAUUUGUGACAAGUUUAUUUGAGAGAUUGGUUAUGCUCAAAUUUGAUAAGCAUUUGUUGAAUAUACAGUAUCGCAUGAAUCCUUGUAUCAGCUUAUUUCCAGAUGCUCAGUUUUAUGAGAGGAAGAUUUUAGAUGGUCCCAAUGUCAUGUCUCCUAGUUAUAAUAAGGAUUACACAUGCCUCCCUUUUGGGAGCUACACGUUUAUAAAUCUCACUGAUGGAAGGGAAGACACAGAGGGCAUGGGAAACAGUCGCAGAAACAUGGUUGAAGUUGCUGUUGUUUUGCACCUAAUCAAUACCAUCUUUAAAUCUUGGAAAAGGACAGACCAAGGGCUCAACAUCGGUGUGGUCUCUCCAUAUAACGCUCAAGUUGAUGCAAUUAAAAAUCGACUUGGCCAAAAAUAUAAUACAUGUGAUGGAUUUCAUGUGCGAGUGAAGUCCAUUGAUGGUUUCCAGGGAGAAGAGGAUGAUAUAAUAAUACUAUCAACUGUUAGUUCCAACGGGAGAGGAGUUGUUGGAUUUCUUGCUGAUAAUCGAAGAACAAAUGUUGCUCUUUCUAGAGCAAGGCACUGUCUUUGGAUUGUUGGGAAUGCUCAUACACUUCAUAAAAGUGGGACCGAAUGGACAGACCUUGUUGCUGAUGCGGAGAGACGUAAAUGUAUUUUCAGUGCCACUAAUGACGCAACCAUCUGUAGGUUGGUUUUGCUAGUAAAGCAAGACCUUGAUGAACUUGAGGAUCUUCUUAGUGCUGAAUCAGCGGUUUUCAGCAAUACCAGAUGGAAGGUCAUUCUUAGCGACGAGUUUAGAAAGUCUUUCACCAAACUAAAAUCACCACAGCUCAGGAAGGAAGUACUCCAAAAUCUUAUCAAACUUGGAGAUGGUUGGAGGACAACAGUCAAGAACCUUGAUAUGCCUGGUGUUUCUCAUCUUGUAAAAGUAUACAAGGCCUGGGACUUGUAUCUUGUUUGGAGUACUGACAUUGAGAAAACUGAAAGAACGAAACUGGAGGUUCCAAUGGUUUGGGAUAUUGUGCAUGAUAUUAUCCGCUAUAACAAGGAUUGCAAAGCUGAUGCUCAUGAAGAGCAUGAUCCCAUGGAUACAUCAUAUGGCAUGGAGAAUUCAAAAGUUAGUGAAAGCUUCCUACUGAUGAAAUUCUACUCUUUAUCAUCUGGAAUGGCAAAGCAUUUGCUGACAGCUACUGAUGGGUCUGAAAUCAACAUCCCCUUUGAACUGACGGAUGAAGAGAAGGUGAUAAUCCAAUUCCCGCUCACUAGUUUUAUAGUUGGGAGGUCACGCACUGGAAAAACCACUGUACUGACAAUGAAACUGAUUCAAAACGAGCAACAGUCAUUGAUUGCAUCGCAAGGUUUAAAUUUGGAUGGAGCUGAUUUAUCAGGGGUAGAUGACAAUAAUAUUAUGUCAACAAAGAAUGGAGGAGAAAGUUCUAUGAAACAAGUAUUUAUCACUGUAAGCCCAAAGCUAUGUUCAGCCAUAAAAGAUCACAUCUGCAAACUUAAAAGGUAA
Messenger RNA from Triticum dicoccoides, 1706 nucleotides. RefSeq names its product ATP-dependent helicase NAM7-like. The transcript is spliced from 6 exons. Lineage: Eukaryota; Viridiplantae; Streptophyta; Magnoliopsida; Poales; Poaceae. Gene Ontology annotation, molecular function: helicase activity. The record is from RefSeq and is a predicted model, not a curated record. Bases 18 to 1706 code for a protein of 562 amino acids.